ACAGUGAGUAGGCACGCAAAUGAACAGUAUUUAAUGGCGGAGCGACGCCAGUGCGAAAAUAGAUUCCACGCGAAGCGAAUCGAUCUCAUCCUCAGUCGUAGGAGAAGAACUGCUUGUGAAAUGAUGAGGAAGAGGAUUGGAGAUUUAUAGGAUCUACAAUUGAUUUUGGCGAUUUUGAGAAGAGGUGUAUGCUUUGGUUUUCCGUGAGGGAUUAGAAAGGGAUUUCUUCAUAGAGUGGCGGUGGAAAUGGGUGGCGGUGCCGGUGGAGGAGGCGGCGGCGCGUCGGGGAAGCUGAAGAAAGCGGUGAGGAAACUAUUAGGGCAUACGUGGCUCUCUUUCUGCCGGAGAGACCAGCAAAACAUGGUUAUUGACAGCUGCGCUGCUGUUUCGCCAGUAUGCCGUGAUUCAUCCAACAGUUCUUCACUGGAAAAUGAGAACAUCUCUUCGGAAAUCAUCGUGCAGGGAGUUUCACACUCGAGUCCUUCUUCCGAGAAGAACUUGUGUGCAAUAUGUCUGGAUCCUCUGAGUUACAUCUCUGGCGGCAAUCUCAGCCAACCGGUGUUUACAGCCCAGUGCUCCCACGCAUUCCAUUUCGCGUGUAUCACAUCGAACAUCCGCCAUGGCAGUGUCACUUGUCCCAUCUGCCGUGCUCAUUGGACCCAACUACCCCGCAAUGUAAACACCCGUUGUUUAUUACACAACAAGUUGGAUCCUGCCCCACAGAUCCUUAGCAACUCCAUUGCCAAUAUCCCGGGGCGCAGGGAUGCACUUCUGCCUUCUAUAAGAUACAACGAUGAUGAUCCAAUUGUGCCUGACUAUGCUAGCAAUCAAUCCCGGCUCCAUCUGUCUCUGCAUCCAAACUUAAAUGUUUGCCCGCAUGAAGCUUCUGGAUCUGUUCCUUGCCCACGUAUCUCGGAAAUUUUACCCUCCCAUGGAGAAUACCCAUACGCUAUUUCCCCAAGAAACAGAGCCUAUCUCUGUGUAAAAUUAUUGCAUCAACCUGGAAUUGAUCUGGUUUUAGUGGCAAGUUCUAAUGGACCUCAUUUGAGGCUGAUGAAGCAAGCAAUGGCGCUGACAGUUUUCUCACUACGCCCCACAGACCGUCUGGCAAUAAUCACCUAUUCCUCUGGUGCAGCACGAGCCUUUCCCCUACGGCGCAUGACUUCUUACAGUAAGAGGGCAGCAUUACAAGUCAUAGACAAUCUAUUCUACGCAGGACAGGCUGAUCCAAUUGAUGGGAUAAGAAAAGGUGUCAAAAUUCUCGAAGAUCGACUUCACAAGAAUCAACGGUCAUGCAUCCUCCAUCUGACUGAUGCCCCAUCAAGAUCCUUCCAUUGGAUUGACCCUGAUCAAUUUCCAGUCCCAGUUCAUAGAUUUCACAUCAGAGAUGGAUUUAAUUCACCUGACAGCAUCUUUAGCCACAGAUUUGAGGAAUUCCUAGCUGGAAUGCUGGGUGGUGGAGUUGAAGAUGUGCAGCUGAGAAUCGGAGAAAUGGGUAUUGUUGUGAGCAUCGAAGAGCUUAGAGGUGGGGAGGAGAGAAGGGUUCCAGUGUUUGUAGGUGAGUCAGGCAAGGUAAGUGUGGCCUAUAUAUACAAGGAUGAUGAAAGUAUUAAAAGCGGCGAAGUUGUUGUAGGUAUUGGGGACAAAGGAGAGAUAAGUGAGUGUUGGAAUGAAUGUCUGAUUGGGGGAAGAAUCAGCAGUGUUGAGAAUUGGAGCUACCAUGAUCCUUCCAUGGCUCGAAGAUGGUCUAAGCAUUUGCAUGGCUACAGACUAUACCCAUAGUAUAUAUAUAUAUAUUGAUACAUACAUAUAUGUAUUUAUGUCAUACAUGUGAUUGUGUAUUUGUAUAUUGGAAAUACAAUUUUCUGGGAGUUCAGUAAUUUUUCAAAAUCUAUAACUCAAUUUUAAAUUAUUCUGUUAAAAUACAAUUGUGAAUAAUGGUAUGAUUGCAGGAAUGAAGUAAAACAAGGUAUUCAUCUCAUCAGCUGAAGAAUGUGGAAGAAACUAU
Molecule: messenger RNA, 2008 nt
Organism: Andrographis paniculata
Lineage: Eukaryota; Viridiplantae; Streptophyta; Magnoliopsida; Lamiales; Acanthaceae
Product: probable E3 ubiquitin-protein ligase EDA40
Exons: 3
Coding region: 247-1782 (511 amino acids)
Molecular function (GO): metal ion binding
Source: RefSeq, a predicted model, not a curated record